UCGCACUAUGGCCGCGCUGUGAGCUUUCCGAAACGCCCGCUGUGUACAUACCUUGCCGGCAAUCCGUCACCAUCGACGCCUUGAACAUGGACCCCCGGUCCAGAGGCUUCUUUCGGGGGCAUCGGAGUUGUCAGUAGUUCUCCUGAAGUGCUAUAUUAUUUGAUUUUGUGUUCCGUCACUUUUGCACGCUACGGGGAUUUAAAUAGCAAGUGACAGCACGUAGCACAAACCCCAUCUGCCAGCUAGCUCGCUAGCUCUAUAGCAAAGAAGGGCAUCACUUUCCUUUUGGAGUAAAGGACAAGAAAACUACACCCCUGCUUAAAUUAACAGAAGAUAGGGCUUCAGUGGCUGAUUCCCCGUCUUCCAAUCAAUCCACACAGGCAUUGUUAAUUCCUGGUAGGCUGGCAAGGCAGCACCACCCUAAUGCAGAACAACAGAAGUACAUGAAAUGAACAAACCACCGCAGCCUAUAACGGGACCUACUUCCGUCCCACAUCCUGCCCCUUCCCCUGGACUCACACAGGCUGCCUAUGCUCCUGGACAGCCUCCUUCUCUAGUUUUUGCGACCCCGCCGCCUCCACAAAUGAAUUCUGCUGCACAACAAAGACAGCCUUAUUAUCAAAACCGACCGGCAAUCCCCAGCAGUGCUCCGAGGGUCCAGACCAGUAGUGGCCCACGUCCUGUGGGACCCACUCAUGUCUACCCGCCUGGCUCCCAGAUGAUGAUGAUCCCCCAGCAGCAGCUCUCUUUCCCUGGUUCCCCUCAGAGCUACUUCAUUCCUCCUGGACAGUAUCGGGCACCGUACAUGACACCUACCCAGCAGUAUCCUGUGACCAGUGGCACAGCAGGCUUCUACGCUGGAACUAGCCCUGCUGAAUUCCCUGCUUAUGCCGGAGCAUACUAUCCAGCCCAGCCCCAGUACCCACCAUCUGUCCAACCUGCAACAGUUAUGAUUAACCCUGCGCAGCAGCAACAGCAAGCUGCACCUCCUCAGCAACCACCAGCCCAACCACAAGGCCCACCCAAGAGGGAACGCAAACCGAUAAGAAUACGAGACCCUAACCAGGGUGGCCGGGAUAUCACAGAGGAAAUAAUGUCAGGUGGAAGGUCCACCUCCACACCAACUCCCCCACAGGCCCUUGUAUCAGAUGGAGGUCCUGCUCAGACAAAUGGUGAAGUUACACAGCCCAUCACCACAGUGAUGAGUAUAGAUGAAAACACAGAUCCUCCUGCUAUAGCUGAAACCCCACCUCCUCCUGCCCCAGCAAACCCAGAGCCUGUGGUCGAGGCUCAACAGGAAAAUGAUGCCCAGAUUGCCCUGCCCACUGAGCCAUCCUCACAACUGGUGGCUUCUGCAGUGACCAUUGAAGUGCCAACCCCAGUGGCAGAGGAGCAGCAGUCUGCUCCAUCGCUGCUCCCUCCAGAAGCUGACCUCUCCACUCCUCUGCCAGAGCCUGAUGCUAAAGUUAGUGACACAGUGGAUGCUCCUGUUGGCCCAGCUGCAACAUCAGCAGUGAAAGAGGUACCUGUCAAACAGGAGGAGCCACAGAUAAGUCUACCUGCAGCUGAGAAGGCUCAAGAGAAAAAACCUGAGGAAGAGAGUGAAGAGAAGAAAAUGGAGGUAGAGAAUGAAGACAAUAAAACUGAGGUAGAAGAGAAGGAAGCGGAAGAGAAGGAAGAGCAGAAAUUGGAGGAAUUGAAAAAAGUGGAAAAAGAGGAGUGUGUGACCAGUGGUAAGUUGGAGCUGGAACCUACAGGUGAGGUUGCAGCAGUGGUGACCUCCAUUGCCAUAGCAACUGAAGAUGCUGCUAGUCCAUCUACAAAGGCAGUCGCAGACUCUUCCCUUGAGUCUGAUGUCAAGCCUCCAGACACAUCACUGGAAACUGUUGACCCACAGACCCAGGAUGCUGACCCCAAUCCCUAUACCAAGCCUGAACCCACUCCGGCUCAUAUAACAGAGCCUCUUCUUUCCAAUGGCUUUCCUCAGGACACUGAUGACCUGUCUGUGGAUAUAUCAGACACUACACCCCUUGCCAAGACAGGCACCACUCAACCUCAGGAACCUGCAUCUGUGGCUGCUGUGGUAACAUCAGCCCAAGAGGAGAAGACAGAGGAAGAAGGGAAAGAGAAGGAUGAAGAUGCACCCCCUUCCUCUGCCAGCUGCACUACAGAGGAAUCUACUAUGCAAGCUGCUGUGUCUGUGCCAAAGAAGAAGAGGAACAUGAAAGAGCUGAACAAGAAGGAGGCCAUCGGAGACCUCCUGGAUGCCUUCAAAGAGGAACAGGAGGCCAAGCCUGCCCCUGAGUCCUCAUCUACUCAGGCUGACCCACUCCCUGCCACUCCAUCCCCUCCUACCACUGAGGUUGCAGAUGAGACCUGGGAAGAGAAGGAGGACAAACAGAAUGCAGAACCAGACAGGCAACCCACACCUGAGCCAGCCCAGCAGAAAUACCAGUACAAAGAAGAACAAUGGAAGCCGAUAGACCCAGAGGAGAAGAAGCGGUACGACAGAGAGUUCCUGCUGGGUUUCCAGUACAUUAGCGCCAGCAUGAACAAACCUGAGGGCCUGCCUGCUAUCUCUGAUGUGGUGCUGGACAAGGCCAACAAGAUUCCGCUACGCCCUGCUGACCCAGCUCGUCUGAUGAAUGCUGGUCCAGAUUUUACCCCCUCAUACUUGGGUAACCUUGGGAGACAGUCAACAGGUGGACCGCGAGGCCCGCCCCCUGGGCCACGUCGUUCCCAGCAGGGCCAGAGGAAAGAGCCCAGGAAGAUUAUCACCAGCAUGUCCCUUAACGACGAUGUUCAGCUUAACAAGGCUGAGAAAGCCUGGAAGCCCACUGUAAAAAAAUCUACCCGCAGUCGUGGAGGAGAGGAGGUUGAUGAAGAGGACUCUGAGCAGGCCAAGACCCAGGAGCUGUUCAAACGUGUGCGUAGCAUCCUCAACAAGCUGACCCCUCAGAUGUUCCAACAGCUAAUGAAACAGGUGACGGAUCUCACGAUUGACACCGAAGAGAGACUCAAAGGGGUCAUCGACCUCACCUUUGAGAAGGCCAUCUCCGAGCCCAACUUCUCUGUGGCUUAUGCCAACAUGUGCCGCUGCCUUAUGGGGCUGAAAGUCCCAACUACAGAUAAACCAGGAGUCACUGUGAACUUCCGUAAACUGCUGCUCAACCGUUGCCAGAAAGAAUUUGAGAAGGAUCAGGAUGAUGAUGAGAUCUUUGAGAAGAAGCAGAAAGAGUUGGAGGCUGCCAAAGAUGAAGAAGAGCGGGAACGCCUUAAGGUUGAGCUGGAAGAGGCCAAGGACACGGCCCGUCGCCGAUCACUGGGUAACAUCAAGUUCAUAGGCGAAUUGUUUAAACUGAAGAUGCUGACUGAGGCCAUCAUGCAUGACUGUGUGGUGAAACUGCUGAAGAAUCACCAUGAGGAGUCUCUGGAGUGUCUCUGCAGGCUGCUGUCCACCAUCGGCAAAGACCUGGACUUUGAGAAGGCUAAGCCACGUAUGGAUCAGUACUUCAACCAGAUGGACAAAAUCAUCAAGGAGAGAAAAACCUCAUCCAGAAUCCGCUUCAUGCUGCAAGAUGUUCUUGAUCUUAAAAGGUGUAAUUGGGUGCCUCGUAGAGGUGACCAGGGCCCUAAAACAAUUGACCAGAUCCACAAGGAGGCAGAGAUGGAAGAGCACAGAGAACAGGCCAAGGUCCAGCAGCAGCUCCUCUCCAAGAAAGAGGCAGGAGGCAGGAUGGGAGGCAGUCUGGGAGGCCGAGGUCCAUCCAUGCCAGGAGGCGGCCGUGGAAACCAGCCGCAGGACGAGGGCUGGAACACAGUGCCCAUCUCCACAAAGAACAGGCCCAUUGACACCUCCCGCCUUAGCAAGAUCACAAAGCCUGGUGCUCUGGACUUUAACAACCAGCUAUUGGCUCCUGGGGGCAAAGGCAUGUGGGGCAGCUGGGGCAAGGGCAGCAGUGGAGGAAGUGGCGCUAAACCAGCCAGUGGAGAACAAGACUCUGGUCGUCCAGCCACAAGCACCCUCAAUCGUUUCUCUGCCUUGCAGCAGUCUGGCUCCCUGUUUCCUUCCACAGACUCUGACCGCAGAGUUCCUCAGAGGUCCAGCUCCAGCCGUGAGCGUGGUGGGGACAGAGAUAGGAGUGAUAGAGACCGCUUUGACCGCUUUGAUCGUCAUGAGGGACGGGAAGCUCGUGAUGACAGGGGCACCCGGCCCCCCAUCACCAAACGCAGCUUCAGCAGAGAGUCUGAGGAGCGCAGUGGACGUGGGGGAGACAGCCGCGCCAUGGCCGAGCCUGUGCGUCGUGUGGCCAGUAUGACUGAUGACAGGGAUCGGGGCAGCCGUGACAGGGAUCGGGGCAGCCGUGACAGAGCGCCCAGCAAAGAGCCUAAAGUGAAGAGUGACAGUGCCCCAACUCCUCCCCCUGGUCUCCCUAAACCUGCCUUGAGUAAUGAUGAGGUAGACAAGAAAUCCAGUGCCAUCAUCGAGGAGUAUCUCCACAUUAAUGACAUGGAGGAGGCGCUGCAGUGUGUGAGUGAUCUGAACAGCACCUCGCUGCUCUUUGUGUUUGUGCGCAAUGGGGUGGAGUCAACUCUCGAGCGCAGCACCAUUGCCAGGGAACACAUGGGCCUGCUGCUGCACCAGCUCAUCAAAGCAGGCACACUGCCCACACAGCAGUACUACAAAGGGCUACUAGAGAUCCUAGAGGUGGCAGAGGACAUGGCAAUAGAUAUCCCUCACAUUUGGCUCUACCUGGCUCAGCUCAUCACCCCCAUGUUGCAUGAGGGAGGCAUCCCCAUAGGACAGCUUUUCAGGGAGAUCUCCAAGCCGCUAGUGCCUCUGGGAAAGGCUGGCGUACUGCUAGUAGAAAUCCUCACUUUGCUCUGCAAAGAAAUGACCCAUAAGAAGGUUGGGGUUAUGUGGACAGAGGCUGGCCUCAACUGGAGAGAUUUCUUGCCAAAGGACCAGGAUGUCAACAAGUUUGUGACUGAGCAGAAGAUAGAGUUUACAUUGGGGGAGGAGAUGGAGUCAGAAGAAACCAAUAAGAAGGUCCUGAGUGGGGAAGAGCUGAGCAAACAGCUGGAUCGACUAAUUCAUGACAAGGCCAAUAACCAACGCAUCAGAGAUUGGGUCGAGGCUAACCUGGAUGAGCAGCAGACUACUGCCAACCAGUUUGUGCGUGCUCUCAUGACGUCUGUGUGCCAGUCAGCUAUUAUAUGUGAUAACCCAUAUAAGGUGGACGCAAAGCAGAUCACUCAAAGGGCCAGUCUACUGCAAAGAUACCUCUGUGAUGAGCAGAAGGAACUGCAGGCCCUCUAUGCACUGCAAGCACUGAUGGUGCAUAUGGAGCAGCCUGCAAACCUCCUGCGAAUGUUCUUUGACACCUUGUAUGAUGAAGAUGUUAUUAAAGAAGAGGCCUUCUACAAGUGGGAGUCCAGCAAAGAUCCUGCAGAGCAAACAGGCAAGGGAGUUGCUCUAAAAUCGGUCACAGCCUUCUUCACCUGGUUACGUGAGGCCGAGGAAGAGUCUGACAAGGAUUAAUGACUUACCUGAACGCUAUUGCCCCCUUUGGUGAGGGAUGGGCUCUGUAGGAGGUUGUGGGGAGACUUGAACUAUAUAUUGCCUAACAGGCGGACUCAAUCAAUCCUCAAUGAGGAUAUUUUUUAUUCUUUUUUUUUUCUUUGAGAGAAGGACCCAUGACAAACAAUCAAUUCUUUCUCGCCUUCUCUCUUGUUUCUUCAUUCUCUCCCCCACCUGCUUGUGUCACAGCAAGUGUCCUAAUUAAAAUAAACCUGAAAAAUAAUUCAGCAGGAUUUGCUUGUUAACUAUGCGCAGAACACCCCACAUCGUUAUGUAGACAUUUUUGACUUUUUGAAAACAGUACAAACCAACACGCUGCUCUUUUUAUGGUUCUAGAUCAUUAUAUUGCCUAACAUUCUAUAUGACACUUAAGAGUAGACAUUUGAAUGUCAUAUAGCAUGUUCCCUGGAGUGGAUAUCACGCCUUAAUGUGUGUGAUAACUCAACCAACCAAUAGAGCUCUUACGUCUUUUGUCCCUUACUGGAGUGUGCAGCAUGAUUGAAGUGUCUUUCCAUUAAUGAUGCAAUGGGAAAACUUUGGUAGACAAAUGUAUGUUGCUGACUAAUCAUAAUCCAAUGAAUGGAGUUUUCAAAGAGUUUGUCUUUUCUUUUUCCACUUACUGUUUACUGCAAUGGGACCUGUGAGGACAAAAACACCGACGACUGGUUGUGACCCUUGACUACUAGGGGGUGGUCUAUAUGCUUCCUCUAAGCCAUCCUGUCUCCCAUCCUCAGUAGUCGACUAACCUGCAGACUCUUCAUCUAUACCUCUUCUGUACUUUACACGAGCUGUUGGGACUCUCUCCCUCCACUACGGACGGGAGAUCCCUGUAGAGGACACUUAAUGACCGAUUGCCAUCAAAACUUGAAACCUCCAGAAAUUGACUUGAUGAAAGAUAUAAAUUUAAAAACAAAAAACAAAAAAAAAAACAGAAAUGAUCCGAAAGCCUUUUCUACUCUAAGUGGAAACACAUUUCAGGAGCGUUCUGUAAAUAUAUAAUGAAAAAAUGUCUUUUUUUUUUCUCCUUUUUUCAGUUUUAUUUUUCAGAAAUAAACAAAUUGCUGAUGUAAUGCCAUGUAUCCUUUUCCAGCAGAGUUGGCAGUUGUCCGGAUGCAGAGAGUUGCAUUAGAUAAUCCAUUAAUUUUUUUUUUUAGUUAUAUUAAAUUUUGUAAAUAUUUUUUGCUUUCUGUAUUAUUUAAGGAAUUAUUGCUUCUUUUGCAUCGGAAACUGGAAAGAUGAGGAAAUGGAUUAUUGCAAAUAAAAGACUUAUCAAUUUGCUGA
This is a messenger RNA of Lampris incognitus (smalleye Pacific opah), 6862 nucleotides long. It is a transcript of the gene eif4g1a, whose product is annotated as eukaryotic translation initiation factor 4 gamma, 1a. Bases 449 to 5542 code for a protein of 1697 amino acids. The record is from RefSeq and is a predicted model, not a curated record. The transcript is spliced from 30 exons. Lineage: Eukaryota; Metazoa; Chordata; Actinopteri; Lampriformes; Lampridae. Gene Ontology annotation, molecular function: translation initiation factor activity; protein binding; mRNA binding. Gene Ontology annotation, cellular component: eukaryotic translation initiation factor 4F complex.